Molecule: messenger RNA, 1945 nt
Organism: Polyodon spathula (Mississippi paddlefish)
Lineage: Eukaryota; Metazoa; Chordata; Actinopteri; Acipenseriformes; Polyodontidae
Product: cysteine-rich with EGF-like domain protein 2-B
Exons: 10
Coding region: 183-1259 (358 amino acids)
Molecular function (GO): calcium ion binding
Source: RefSeq, a predicted model, not a curated record
AUGUUGCAAAUUUGCAUGUGGCGCUGAACGUUGUAAUUUUUAACAUCUGGGGUUCUUCUGUGUGCAUUUAUGCAUUGAGAAGAAUCAAAUAAUCCAGUAUUGUGUUUAAAGUUGAAUGGAUUCCAUUUUUUAGUAUACUCAUUUUUAUUGUCACCUCUACACGAAUCACUCCUUUUAAAAAAAUGCAAUUUGUAAAUGUAGUAGCGUUAUUGGCACUUGGUAUAAUUUUACACAGUCCCUGUUUAUUCGCUGGCGACUCAGAAACACCCUGUGCAACUUGCCGGACAAUAGUUGCCAACUUUGAGAAGGGUUUAGAUAAAACAGCUAAACAGAAUUUCGGGGGAGGAAACACUGCCUGGGAGGAAAGAGCAUUAUCAAAAUAUGAAACUAGUGAGAUUCGUCUAGUGGAGAUCCUGGAAACCCUCUGUGACAGCAGCAGCUUUGAAUGUAACCACAUGGUGGAAGAACAUGAAGAGCAAUUUGAAAACUGGUGGUUCAAAAAGAAGGAUAAAUACCCAGACCUUUUAAAAUGGUUCUGCAUAGACAAUAUUGAAGUGUGCUGUCCUCGGGGAACCUUUGGUCCUGACUGCAACGCUUGUGUUGGAGGGUCUGAGAGGCCAUGUCAUGACAAUGGUGACUGUGACGGUGACGGCACUAGAAGAGGGGAUGGGAAAUGUCGGUGUAAUAAAGGAUACAAAGGAGAUUUCUGUUUAGACUGUGAUGAUGGAUAUUUUAAUAAAGAAAGAAAUGACACAUUCUCUCUGUGCACAGAAUGUCACGAGUCUUGCCAAACGUGCUCUGGCCCAACUAACAAGGACUGCAAUGAAUGCAAAAGCGGCUGGGUGCAGGAUGAUGAAAAAGCAUGCAAUGACAUAGAUGAAUGUGCAAAUGAGACAUCUCCUUGUAAAGAAAACCAGUAUUGCCACAAUAAAGAAGGAUCCUACUCCUGCAAAGCCUGUGAUGCUGCGUGUACAAGUUGUACUGGAGAGGGUCCUGAAAAAUGCACAGGCUGUUCAUCUGGAUACACUGAGGAAGAUGGAAAGUGUACAGAUACAAAUGAAUGCAGCCUCCCUGACAAAUCAUGCUUGCGUGAAAAUGAGUACUGUGUUAACACCAAAGGCAGCUUCAAAUGUGUUUGCUCUCAAGGCUUUGAAGACAAAGAUGGAGCCUGCAUAAAAACUGAAAAAACAGAGGAAAACAUGGAAGACGAGGGUUCUUCAGAAACUCUCUCACCUGACAAUGUGCAUGAGGACCUAUAACAUUUUUAACCUUUGCUGCUCUAUAACCACUUCAUUUAAAUUAUUUGAAUUGUAUCAUCAACUUGACUGCACUAUCUGGACAAAUGUUUAUAACUGAAAUAUCUGGGGAAACAAACCGCUUAAAUUGAGAUUAACAGAAUAAAGUGUGGCCAACCAUACAUCUUUUUAAUUCAUUACAUUGUUUUUUGUGUGUUCCAAAUGCACUUAUUUUUGUAAAAGGGCUGUCUUUUGGAGGAAAAUAAAUAAAAUCUUAAAUGUAUUUUUUUUGCAAUAUAAAUACUUUUUUUUUUUUUUUAAUUUAUUCUUUUUUUGCUUAUGGUUUAAGUCAGUGGUGCACAGCUCGGUCCUGGGGGGCCGGUGUCCCUGUAGGUUUUUAUUGCAACUGCACUCGAAAGUACUUUAUUGGACCUUAUUAGAAGCUUAAUUGGUCCAAUUAACCAACUUAUGGUAUGAUUAGAACAAAAACCAGGAUGGCCUGAGUUGUGCACCACUGGUUUAAGUAGUCAUUUAAAAGGGUUAAAUAACACUGUUUCACACUUCCAGUCCAUAUUUCAAAUUCCAAAAGGGGAGUUUAUGCAGUAUAUGCAGUUCCCAGCAGUGACCACAUGGUGGUGCAAUAUACCAAAGAACAAAAACACUGUAGCGUGGUAUUAUUAAAUAAUGGGGUGGAAAAACAACAUUUUAUA